AUGGAGAACUUACACGCUCCAACAAUCCCUGCGGGACCUACGAGCACGCCUACGACCAACGGGACCAGCAGCCACCUGAGCUUCGCCGAGCUCCAGCAAAAGAAGGACAAUGUUGAAGCAGAGCUGAAAGCCCUCGGUGGCGUUCUCGUCUCUCAUGGCGUUGACAUGAGCACGCCUCUUCUUACGAGAGAUGGAUUUCCGCGCUCUGACCUUGAUGUUGCCCAGAUUCGGACCACAAGAGCGCGCAUAAUCCGUCUAAAGAAUGACUACAAGGAGAUUAUGGCCAAUGCUGAAAAAUUCUUGCACGAGCAUUUUGCAAAUGCAGCAGAGAGCGGAGAGUCCGGAACACCAACAGCCAGCACAUCGACCAUAUUGCCCGACAGCGAUACGCAGUCUCUUGAGGCGCCAUUUGCCAAGGUUAACGCCGUUUCUGCCAAUAGCCCGGCUGAGCUCUCGGGCCUCAAGGCGGGCGAUGAGAUCCGCAACUUUGGCUAUGUCAACUGGGCAAAUCACGACGGCCUAAAGAAGGUUGCGGAAUGUGUCCAGGGCAACGAAGGGAGCAACAUAUUCAUUCGGGUGUCACGAACCUCUGGUGUUGCGUCGCGGGAAGAGCUGCGGUUAACACUCACGCCGCAGCGGAACUGGGGAGGGCGAGGCAUGUUAGGCUGCCACAUUACGCCAAUGUGA
Messenger RNA from Cordyceps militaris CM01, 687 nucleotides. Its product is annotated as 26S proteasome non-ATPase regulatory subunit 9, putative. Gene Ontology annotation, biological process: proteasome regulatory particle assembly. Gene Ontology annotation, molecular function: protein binding. The coding region runs from base 1 to 687 and encodes 228 amino acids. The transcript is spliced from 4 exons. Gene Ontology annotation, cellular component: cytoplasm; nucleus. The record is from RefSeq and is a predicted model, not a curated record. Lineage: Eukaryota; Fungi; Ascomycota; Sordariomycetes; Hypocreales; Cordycipitaceae.